CAAACCCGGAAGCGGAUCGAGCAGAGAAGGGGCGCGCUCGGUAUAAACUUACCUGAGAAAGAAGACCAGAAGAGGGAAAAAAGGAGGAAUGACUCUUUUCCAGGGAUGGUUAACAUUCAGGGAUGUGGCCAUAGAAUUCUCUCAGGAGGAGUGGGAGUGCCUGGACCCCACUCAGAGGGCCUUGUACAGGGAUGUGAUGUUGGAGAACUACAGGAACCUGGUCUCCCUGGGUGAAGAUAACUUCUCUCCAGAAGUUGGAAGCCCUUCUGCUGGAUUUACAGUCAAGGAAUUAUCACCAGUAGAGAACAUUAAUAAAGGAGAAUUUUACCACUUAAUAAUACUGGAGAGAAAUGAAAGUCAUGGCAUCAAGGAUUUUGAUCUCAAGGAAGUCUGGGAAAAUAUGCACGAGUUAGAGAGUCAGUGGGAGUAUGAUGCAAGAAAUUACAAAGUAGUGCCUUUGACCCAGGACAAAAAGCUCACUUGUAGAAAAGACCAGCAAGUUAAUCAGUCCUCAGUUACUCUUCCUGAAAAGCAGAGUGUUUCUGUAAGAAAUAAUACAUACCAGUAUUUCAUGGAUGAUGAGCCACUUACAAGGACUUUGUUAAAACGGGAUGGUAACAGAAGUGGUUCUGGAAACCAGUACAUAAACUGCGUGGAAAAUAGAAUUGGAUUAAGUUUGCAGGCACAUCUGGCUGAACUCCAGAGAUUUCACAGUGAGGAGAAAAUGUAUGAAUGUAAUCCAACUGAGAAGUCUGUCAGCAAUGAUUCCUCAGCCUCACCACUUCAAAGAGUUCCUCCCAGUUCCAAAAACAUUUGGAAUAAAUCUAGCAAGAUUUUUAAAUAUCCUUUGUUACCUGCACAAUACAAGACAGCAUACACUAGAGGAAAAUAUUACAAAUGCAAUGACUGUGGGAAGACUUUUAGCAAAAGCUCAAACCUCAUAAGUCAUGAGAGAAUUCAUUGUGGACAGAGACCUUACAAAUGUAAUGACUGUGAUAAAGCCUUUACAUACCGUUCAAAUCUUACUCGACAUAAGAAAAUCCAUACUGGAGAGAAACCUUACAAAUGUAACGAGUGUGGCAAAACAUUUACCCAAUGUGCAAACCUUACUAGGCAUCAGAUAAUACACACUGGAGAGAAACCACACAAAUGUAACAUGUGUGACAAGGCUUUUAACCAAAGUUCGAGCCUUAUGGCACAUCGGAGAAUUCAUACAGGGGAAAAGCCUUAUAAAUGUAAUAAGUGUGAUAAGGCUUUUAUCAAACGUUCAGACCUUUGGUGUCAUGAGAGAACUCAUACUGGGGAGAAACCUUACAAAUGUAGUGAGUGUGGCAAAGCCUUUGCUGAGCGUUCGAAUCUUACUCAACAUAGAAGAAUCCAUACAGGACAAAAACCUUAUAAAUGUAAUAAAUGUGAUAAGGCUUUUAUCAAACGUUCAGACCUUUGGGGUCAUGAGAGAUCUCAUGCUGGUGAGAAACCUUACAAAUGUAAUGAGUGUGCCAAAGCUUUUUCCCAUUUUGCAACCCUUAGUACACAUAAGAAAAUACAUACUGGAGAGAAACCACACAAAUGUAAUGUGUGUGACAAGGAUUUUAUCCGAAGUUCAAGCCUUAGGAGACAUCAGAGAACUCAUACAGGAGAAAAAUCUUAUAAAUGUAAUAAAUAUAAUAAGGCUUAUAGCAAACAUUCAGACCUUUAGAGUCACAAGAGAACUCCUACUGGAGAGAAACAGAUGUAAUGAGUGUGGCAAAGCCUUUACGGAGCAUUCACAUCUUGCUCAGCAUAAGAAAAUCCAUAUUGGAGAGAAACCUUAUAAAUGUAAUGAGUGUGGCACAGCUUUUAGUCAAUUUGCAAAACUUACUAGGUUUCAGAAAAUACAUAGUGAAAAGAAACAGUGUAAACCUGAUAUGUGUGGCAGUGCUUUUAUUCAAAACUCAAGCUUUGGGGAUCAUCAAAGAACUCAGGAGAAAGAAACCUUGCAAAUAAAAUGAGCAAGUGUUCAGGCCUUACUCAACAUCAGAGAUUCCAUCAUGGAGAGGAACCAUAUGAAACUAACGUAUGUGGCAAAGUUUGCAACCAGGGUUCACACCACACCUGGUAUCAGAAUAUAAAUGUCUGAAAGAAAGCACACAAAUGGAAUGUAUGGCAAGGCUUAUCCAAAGCUCAUAGCUUGCCGACCAUAAUUCUUGCUAGAGAAAAACCUUACAAAUGUAAUGAGUAUGAUCAACUUUAUAAAUUGUACAACUUUGGGAAAGGGGAUAAAAAUAAUUGAACGGGAUUAAGAGGUACAGACUUCCAGUGAUAAAUGUACAACUUUGUGGUUGCAAGAAUUCACAUACAAUGGAACCCAUACCAGUGUGUCAUGGUCUUUACCUCAGGAAACACCAAAGAUUUCAUACUGGAGAGAAACAAAUGUAAUGAAGGUGAUAAUUUGUUUACCCGAUCCUUUGAAAGGACUACAGUAAGAAAAUUCAUACUAGGGGGGGGAACUAGGUUUAUUUACAGCAUUAACCAAUCUUAGAUGUUAAAUUCCACAGAAAAUUAGAAUUAUUUAAAUUCAUGAGAUGAAGUGUUUCAGUGGGACAAGUAUAUCUGUGGAAGGACCUAAUCAUCUUCUGUUUAAAUCUUUUUUAAAGAUUUUAUUUUCCACUCUACACCCAUCAAGGGGCUAAAACUCCCAACUCUGAGAUCCAGAGUCACAUGCUCUUCCGACUGAGCCAGCCAGGCACCCCUAUAACUUUUUUUCUAAAUCGUUUGAUUGUCCUUGGGACUAGAUUAUUAUUGAUGACUUAUAACCUUAAGUUUGGAAUCCUCUGAUGUUAUACUUUAUUACAUGCAUUUCAUUUGUCCACUGUGGUGGUCUCAGAGAAUCCUGGAUCAGUCAGGUGAAAGGAGCCUGUUUGAUUAGGUCGGGUUCAGUAAUAGUAUAUACCCUGGAAGAACUAGGAUGCUAAUUUUAACAUAAGUUUUAGUAUAAAUUUGAGAGCAUGAGGAGUGGCCGGAAAUAGAUGUAAAACUGUUAUCUAAAUUGCCAUGUUUUCUGUGGUCACAGCCCCUUUUCUAGAUUCAUUGGUAUGAUUGAGAGGCUUUGCUGAUUUUAUUACAGGGAAGGAUUCUCUGUCAGAUGAUCAUGAAACAGUAGGUUGGCACACUGAGAGAAUGAGAUUUUCACAUGAGAAUGAUAGGUUACUAGGGAUGGCAUGUGUGGUAGAAAAAAUGGAUGGAGAAUGAUGGUCUUCCCUCUUUUGAAAGGUGAUAGCUAUUGUGUAUCAUGGAUGAGUAAAAAUGAGUCUCAUGUUUGGAAACUGAAGAGAAAGUUCUAGAGGAGAUUUUAAUCAAAAGAAGCAAAGUAGGGGCGCCUGGGUGGGUCAGUAUGUUGAGAAUUCGGCUGGAUUUCGGCUCAGGGUUGUGGGAUAAACCGCAUUGUUAGGCUCUCUGCUGAAUGUGGGACCUGCUUAAGAUCGUCUCUCUCUGCCCGUCUCACCUAUUCAUGCUCUCUCUGAAAAAACAAAACAAAAACCUAAAGGUAGUGUGCUUGUGAAAGAUUCAAAAUUGGCCACUGAAAUUCCAUUUUGAUACUAUUGUAUUUAGGAUACCCUGUGUUGCUUAGUGAGUGAAAGCUUUUGUGUAAUGCUGAAUGAAUCAUGUGCCUUCUCUUAGCCCAAGUGCAUCCCAACUCAUUGGGGCAUUUCAUAAUGAAUACUAAUAAUACAUCCUUGGGCUCUCUAGGUUGAAUGUGAUCCAUAACAAUUCUUUUCCAUGUUAGAUUCAAACCUACAGUUUUGGAAAUAAAUAUUCAUAAGUUGAAUUUGAGAGUUAUGCACUCAAUAGUAUAUCCCAGAUGAUUUUUUUGGCUCUGAUGAAAAUACCAUAGCAAUGCAAUUUCAAACUCACCCCCCUACAACCUGCCUUCCCAUUCAUGAAUAUACACUGUAUGAUUAUAUUUCUACAUGCCUUUUGUGCUGAAAUGAGACCCGUGUGUUGUACCUUUACAAUAAAUGAAAAUAUAAAAGUCAUAGGCAUAUGAAAAGUAUUAGGAACUAAAAGAGUAUUUCAGAGGUAAGGAUAAAGGUAACACAAUCUAUAUUUUGUGCUGGAGUGCUCAGGGAAAUAAUUUGAAAAUAUAAAUCUUCAUGAGUUUACUGUCAAGAAUGGACAUACACAAUGGGAAUCUUUUGAUGACUAGAAAUCUCACAUAUUUACCCUCUAAGACAUUUUUUGCUAGUUGCACUUAUGCUUACUCCACUGGAACAGGAUGUUUGGAUGUAAAGAAUGAUGAUUGCCUACAAUUAAGUGUUCACAGAAUGUUUAUUACAUAAAGAUACUUUCUCAGAGCAGAGUAGACUUCUCAAGUUCUGAAAAUGGCUAGAGAAAAGCAGGAAUGGUGGCUACUUUGUUAUGAUGCAUACUGUGUGGGGCCGGGGUGAUAGUAAUUUACAGUGUGAAUUUACAACUACUGCCUAGGGAAGGGCCUCUCAGGCUUCUCUCCAUAAUAGUACAAGUAGACAAAAUCAAUACCUAGUGACUGAAAGAACUAGUCAGUUUUGCAGAAGCUUUUCUGCAAGUAUCCUUGAAUUCUCAUGGGUUUAUAAGAACAAACAUUUAUUUCUUCCUCCUAUCACAUCUAUCAUUAUUCACCCUUCCUUCGUUCUGUCAUUGAGUCUGGGAUUCACAGUAGAACUUAAGUCUAUGUGGGACAUAACCAUUCUUGCACCAGGGAGAAGAGAGGGUUAGAAGAACCAAACAAAGGUUUUAAAGUUUCCAUUUACAAUUAAAAUGUGUCAAUCUGCUCACAUUGGUCAAGCUGUCUAUUAAUUGGGAAGAAAGUAUAAUCCCCUCAACAAGAAGGAAGGGUUGCCUAAGUCAAGUGGCCAAGUUGAUAUCAAAGAGCAGAGACAUAUACUCUCACAAGAGGGUGAUAAUUAAUUGGAAAUAUUAAAAUGUAUGAUAGCACAACUUCUAUCAGAAAUCAUUUGUACCUUCUUUGUAUUUCACACAAAAUACUUUAAUCCCAAAAGAAAAACAAAACUCUACCCAAAUGUGACUAUGGUCACACAUGAGGGUCUUGUAACAGUCUCAUGAAAUUCCUCUUGGUUGAGAUCCUUAUGUAGAGUCCUCAUUCCUAACAUAUAGUGGAAUACAAAAAAACUCAAUAAACCUUCCCAUUCAGAAAAGAAAUGGAAAGGAGGGACCCCGAAUUCUUCCCCAUCUCCUAAGGUCUUCCCCUUGUGCCCUGUA
This is a messenger RNA of Lynx canadensis (Canada lynx), 5238 nucleotides long. Its product is annotated as zinc finger protein 677-like. The transcript is spliced from 4 exons. The coding region runs from base 89 to 1699 and encodes 536 amino acids. The record is from RefSeq and is a predicted model, not a curated record. Lineage: Eukaryota; Metazoa; Chordata; Mammalia; Carnivora; Felidae. Gene Ontology annotation, biological process: regulation of transcription by RNA polymerase II. Gene Ontology annotation, molecular function: RNA polymerase II cis-regulatory region sequence-specific DNA binding; DNA-binding transcription factor activity.